AUGGCGCGCAAGGCGAUCGUCUUCGGCAUGCGCGUGCGCUACUAUAACCGCUCGCGGCUGGACCCGGAGCUGGAGGAGGAGUGCGGCGCCGAGUAUGUGAGCUUCGACGAAUUGCUGGCGCAGAGCGAUGUGCUGAGUCUGAAUCUGCCGUUGAAUGCGCGUGACGUGCCCCUUUCCAAUUCCGCCCAUCCAACCCCCGUAUUAUGA
This is a messenger RNA of Anthostomella pinea, 207 nucleotides long. Lineage: Eukaryota; Fungi; Ascomycota; Sordariomycetes; Xylariales; Xylariaceae. The record is from the annotation of a GenBank genome assembly.